Molecule: messenger RNA, 7987 nt
Organism: Betta splendens (Siamese fighting fish)
Lineage: Eukaryota; Metazoa; Chordata; Actinopteri; Anabantiformes; Osphronemidae
Product: golgin subfamily A member 7-like
Exons: 5
Coding region: 1-435 (144 amino acids)
Biological process (GO): protein targeting to membrane; peptidyl-L-cysteine S-palmitoylation; Golgi to plasma membrane protein transport
Cellular component (GO): palmitoyltransferase complex; Golgi stack
Source: RefSeq, a predicted model, not a curated record
AUGUUUUCACAGACUCACAGCUUGCAGGACAUGAGGCAGCAGGCAGCUGUUGCGGCUAAAGUCUUUAUUCAGAGAGAUUAUACUAACGGCACUGUCUGUCAGUUCCAAACCAAGUUCCCGUCUGAGCUGGAGACCAGGAUUGACAAACAGCAGUUUGAGGAGACAGUGCGGACACUCAACAACCUGUAUGCUGAAGCGGAGAAGUUAGGGAGCCAGUCAUAUAUUGAAGGCUGUCUGGCUUGCCUCACAGCAUACACCAUCUUCCUGUGCAUGGAGACCCACUAUGAAAAGGUUUUAAAGAAGAUUGCAAAGUACAUUCAGGAGCAGAAUGACAAGAUCUACGCACCGCGAGGCCUCUUGCUCACUGACCCCAUAGAGAGAGGUCUGCGAGUCAUUGAAAUUGCCAUCUUUGAAGACAGAAGCCUGACUAGAUAAAAACUUCAAAGGAUGUCAGGAUAGCCUCCCGGAGUUGCUGUUUUGAUGUGAACUGCCUCCCACCCUCAUAGAUCUUUUGCUUGAGGAUGCUCCAAAGGUUCGCAAGUUGUAGAGGUCAGGGGAGGAUGGUGGCCACACCAUGACUUUCUCAUCUUUUAUACCCAUAGCAGCCAGUGACACAGAGGUAUUCUUUGCAGCAUGAGAUGGUGCAUUGGAUCAUGGAAUGCUUGGAAAUAUACAAGAUCAACAGGACUCUAAGGACCUUCAUCCAGAACUCAAUGGGAAAGUGACAAACAACCCUAGAGGCCAACUUUAAGAUGAUUUUGUUACGGAAGGCAUGGUUCUUUUUGUACCAUGGAAGAAAGUGGUCAGUCAAAAAUUAUACAUACUGUUCUGAGGUAAUUUUCACAACUUCAGGGACCCUAAAAGGGCCUACCAGCUCUCUGCCCAUGAUUCCUUCAAAUACCUGUUUGCUACUUUGUAAUGGCAUUUUGCAGCUGCUCUCUGAAUACAAUGGAUUUGUCUGGCAGAAACCUUCCUCAGUCUUUUUUCUGCCUAAACCUGUCUGUGCUCUGAAUUAGCCACAAAUUUCUUCACAGUACGAUGAUCACGCCUAAGUUUUUGUGAAAUAUCUAAUGUUUUCAUGUCUUGUUCACGGCAAACCUAAAGAGCCCUGAGGUGCAAUACCAUCCAUGAGUUUACUUUAAAAACUAAACAUUUAAUGUUUUUGACACUUAUAUUCAAUUUGCAUAAUAAUUUGGAAUGCGGUGUAUGCCACACUUGAUGUUGACUUGGGCGAUCAGUUUAAAGUUGGCCUCUAGGGUUGUUUUCCACUUUCCCAUUGAGUUCUGGAUGAAGGUCCUUAGAGUCCUGUUGAUCUUGUAUAUUUCCAAGCAUUCCAUGAUCCAUGUAUGUUGCAUUGAGUCAUAGGCUUUCUUGUAGUCAAUCCAGGCAGUGCAGAGGUUGGUAUGUCUGAUCCUACAGUCUCGGGUAACUGCUUUGUCUACCAGUAGCUGGUGUUUUGCCCCCCUGGUGCUACUACCAUUCCUUUCUGGGUACUACUCAUGUAUUGGUCCAUGUGCCUGCUCAUCUUAGUUGUUGUGAUGCCUGACAGGAGCUUCCAUGUUGUGCAGAGGCAGGUUAUUGGGCGAUAGUUGAAUGGGACUGCUCUCUUGUGUGGGUCCUUCAGGAUCAGGACUGUUCGGCCUUCCGUUCCAUUCAGGGUGAGUUCCAUCCAUUAGUAGCUUGUUCAUUUGUGCCGCCAGGCGCUCAUGGAGAGUGAGGUUAGUUUCUUUAAUCAGUAGGCAUGAAUUACGUCAGGGCCGGGCGCUGUCCAGCUCUUUAUACCUGAGACUUUCUCUUGGAUGUCUUUCAUUAUGAUGGUUACUGGGUCUUGUUCAAGAAGGUUGCUGUGGUCUGCUCUCAAGUCCAUGAGUUAUUUGGCUUUGCUAUUAUGUGAUGCCUCUUUCUCCCAUAUGCCUUUCCAGUAUUUUUCAGUCUCCAACCUUGGUGGGUCUGCUCUUGUGUUCUUACCAUGCCAGUGUGAGUACACCUUGAAUGGCUCAGUGGAGAACAUCUGAUUUCAAGUUCUCUGGUGUAUCUCUUCAGCAGGGUAGCCAAGGCUGUGAGCCUUUGCUUAGCAGUCUCUAAGGCCUCAGGUAUGGUCAUGUUGCCAUACUUCUUAGAUAGUUGUACUUCUUUGUCAUGCCUUUCUGUAGUUCUGAUAGUAACUACAGAACCUCCUUGCAUGUUGUCUUGAUCUUAGCCUCCAACCUCUGUUUCCAUGAGGGAUACUGCACCUUAUGGCUUGUGUUGAUCUGAUAACAAUGCACCUCAAUGUGUGAUGGUCAUAGUUGACAUUGUUUGUAGUGCUGUAUUGACAUCUUCUAGCAGACUUUCAAGGUGCUUCACUUAUUAACCGGCUUCAGGGGCUCCAGGUGUCUGUCUUAGCAAUGAUCUUCAUUCUUAGGUCAGCUGCUCCUGCAUUAAGCUUAAUAGUGGGGCUUGGAACCCAAUCCCCCUCUGAUUGUGGGAAGGAUGAUGAUAUCUCUCUUUCUGACCUGGCAUCCUGGCUCCCCCUUGGUGUAGCAUUUAUGUUGUGAUGUACCUUAUCAAGGCAGCAUGGUGGGUAGCACAGGUUUGCGUGUAUGGUUGUUUGUAUAUGUGUGGCCCUGUGAUGGACUGGCGACCUGCCUCUCGCCCAUAGCCAACUGGGAUAGGCCCACCGUGACUCAGGUGUUUCUUGCGGACUGUGAGCACUGUUUGUUGUUUUGCCGUUAGUUUAGAUUUAUUUAGAUGUUUCGAAGUAUCCGUAGUUCCCACAUUCCCUUCAUGUAGCCCCGCUCACAUGUAGCUCCGCUGUUGUAGUAGCAUUUCAGUAGUUCCCUGUUCUCAUCCUUUGUCCACGGAUGUCUUAUUCUUGUUCCAGUAGCCCAUUUCAACUGUCACAGUUGGAGACACACACAAGAAGGCAGGGAGAUUACUAAUAUGAAUGCUCACACAUCUACAAACUCACAUCUAAUUACUAGCUAAAAUUUUAUUGUACAUGUUAUUGCAUGGAUGGAGAUCCAUCCUUACAGAGGGAGGAGGAAUUGUACAGGCUGAUGGCCACUGGUAGGAAGGAUUUUCGGUGGCAUUCUGUGGACCACCUAAUACUGUUUAGCUUCUGGGUGAAGGUGCUCCUCUGUCCAGCCAGCACACUGUGUAGGAAGUGGGAGGUGUUGUCUAGAAUAGAGAGGAGUUUGGCCAGCAUCCUUCUCUCAGCUACAGCAUGUAGGGAAUCCAGCACCACCCCUAGAACAGAACCAGCACUCCUGAUCAGUUUGUCUAGUCUGUUACUGUUUGCUACAUUCAUGCUGCUGCCCCAGCAGACCACAGUGUAAAACACUACACUGGCCACCACUGACUCUUAGAACAUCUUCAGCAUGAUGCUGAGCCUCCUCAGGAAGUACGCAAUGCUCUGAGCCUUCUUGUACACAGCUUAGUAUUUAUUUUUCCAAUCCAGUUUAUUGUCCAAGUACACUCUCAGGUAUUUGUACUCGGUCACCACCUCCAACUCUUCCUUUUUAAUAGUGAGAGGGGUGACAGCACUCUCAGAUUUCCUGAAGUCUAUCCCCAGCUCCUUAGUCCACUUUUAGUAGCGGUUGAUAUGCAAACUGGAGGGGGUCCACUGAGGGUUUGACGCAGGGAGUCCAGGAUCAGCCAUCAGGAUUAGAGCUACUCUUGAGGACUGAGAUGUGGCAGCUUAUUUACUUGACGCUUGACGUUUCUGGCGGAGUCAAGUAUCAAAGAGGUGUACCUCAAAUACUCAAUAGACUAAUAGACUAAUUUAAGAAAAUCACAUGCAGUAGGUAAAAAGUAAGGAAAAGUACAGAAAAUAUGAUGAUACGAUAAUAAGAUGACAAGACAGAGCGAUCAAAGCGUGUUGCAGCAAGGUUCAUGGCUGCUCAUUUGACUGGCACAGCGCAACAGCAAAAUAACUAAGCCGCUGGCAAAAUGCCUGAGAAAACAAACCAAGCGCCAGCAGGAGAAAGGCUGCGUCCUAAUUUCUUUAGAUCAGCUCGUGGUUUGUGUCCCGGAUAUAGUAGCGGUAACCAAUGCUGUUAAUCCAUCACGUGAAGACUCCACUACAUGUUAAAGUUACUUUGUUACUUAAUCUGUUGUACGGCAAGCGUUAGCUGGCUGCGCAAUCAUCUCGUUCACUACUGUACAUAGUGAUGAACGGUGCCACCACAGAACUUAAACGGUGCAGACACUACAUGUAACAGCAGCAUUAAAUUAUGACACUCGGUUGUCACUGUUGCCUCAGUGUGGCACCGUGUGGAGUUUUCCUUUUCCCCCCGUGUCUUUGUGGGUUUUCUCCCACAGUCAGGUUGACUGGAGCUGCUGCAGAUCACAUUGGAACAAAACUCUAUGCUUGCUUUAUUUAUUUUUACUUUGUAUAAUGAAGUUUCAUUGGGUUCUAGGUUCAAAGCCCCACCAGAGCACCAAGUUUGUCCUCGAGUAAGACACUGUGCAACAAGCUCCCCCCAGGCCUUGCAUGGCAUGCCACUGCUUCCCCAGGGGAUUAAAUGCAGAAGACCAAUUUCAUUUCAUUUUUCAUUGUUUUUCCGAAUAAUAAAAAAAAUCAACAAAUUAAUCGAUCAAAAUAAUCGUUAGUUGCUGCCCUAAUUUGUAGUACAGCUGUGAGGACUGACCUAGUGGCUCAAGGGUCAUUCAAGGAUGUGCCCUUAAGAAAUGCUCAGAACCCUAUCUGUGUGUGUAACUUGUAGAUUUUUAUCUUUAGAUAAAAGCAGCUGCCAAGUGAUGAAAUGUAAUUGUAGCGGCAGACAUGUUACAAUCCAUAGUUAGGUUUAAAGACAAAUGCAGCUGUACAACUUUUAAUUUGCUGCAUGGAAAGUCAUAAUGAAUGGUGCUCACGACUGUGAAAUGUGAGGAAACUCGCAUUACUGCCAUAUCUGCCUUUAGAUCUAAUUGGCAGGACGAUAUCUGUCAGAGGAAGGGCAUGUACAUACUGUAUGUCUCCACCUAUACAUAUAGGUGAAGACAGAGGGUAAGUAUUCCAUAGCACUGGCUUCAGUAUGGCACUGCAAUGGACCCUGGACGUCUGUCCAGCACUAGUACUAGGUCUCACUGAUUGUACCCUUGGUAAAUCACGUUGGAGCUGUCUAAAGUCACAUUCCAUGUUUAAUUGAUGCAGGUUAUUGUAAAGGGUUUAAUGUUUCUGAACUGCUUUCCCAAACAUUAACAGUGUGUCCACUUGUCCAUCUUCUCCCAUAAUUUUAUUACAGAAUUUUAACUUCAAGGUCAAAUUAUACUGUACAUCAUUUCAUCAGAAACUUCUGUCCUUGAUUUAAAAUGAGAUGUUUUCUGGGAAAUGUUUUACAGCAAAUAUGUAUUAUUUCAUUCAUCCAUUUCUAAGAUGUAUCAUGCACAGCCUUCAGCAGUUUUCAUUCCAUGGCACAAAUUUACUAAACUUACUGCCCACAGCAUGCUUUGUUGUUUUAGAAGUAAAAACAAAAUAUGGGGGGACAGCAUGGUUACAGUUGUUAGCAUAUGAUGCUUUGCAGAUCUUCCAGCUUGGCAGAUGCCUCAUUCAUGCAUAGUUUUUGCUUCCUCUUCAGUCUCCAUGACUGUAAAGCCCAAAUCGCUCUCUUUUUUGUACUCUCUUCACAGUGUCGUUCUAGGAUGUGUUGUGCAAAAAUCAUGCUGAAAAGUACUUUGUCUUGAUGCUGGAUAGGCUCUAGUUAGCUCAGCAGUGCUGACUGUACCUUCAGACAGAGGUUAAAUAAACACCAUAAAUAUUUUACAGAGGAAUGUUGUAUUUGGCAACAUAUUUGAGGCCAUACAUCCCAGAGGAAGAGACAACAAUGCCUUCCUACUAUUCAGAUGCACACCGGGAUUCAUCUUUUAUUUUAGGUUCCUGCACAGGGCCUCAAUACUUAUACAUACGUCUUCCUAAGGAAUGUAAACCCAGGAGAGAGAGGUGCAUUGGAGCUUUGGUAAGGUAAACUACAGACAACAUGUACUAUACACAUCAACCCCAGUAUAUUGGCCUCCAAACCCUGCCAGGACUGUUUUCCUAUGUUUCCAUCCAGUCUUGGAUUAAUAAAUCACAGUGUCAGGCUGACAAAAACCUUUUCUUAAAUGUCAUGUUGGCAAGGAAUUCAUGAAACCUUUACUUCUGCCAGUUCUUCAGAUUCAGAGUCCCUGAAAGCCUAUUUACUAUAAUCACAAAAAAUAGUUCAAUUAAAAAAAAUGCUUUGCUAGUACUCAAUAUUAGAUGGAAUCAGACAAAUAUGUUAAUCACAGAGUAAACCCAUGGGACUCAUCAAUACCUUAGAUUUGGUUAAGGUUAAGACACAACAUAGUACAGCACUCCUUUAGAGGCAGAUAGCGUCAAGGUAUAAUGUCCAAAGGACUUUCUCCUCCUGAUAAAGUGUCGUCAAGAUCUGUCAGAACACAAACUUGCAGCCUCAUUAAACUCAGUAAAACUCUGUCUGUAUCGUGACAGUAUUUAGACUUGAGGAAAUCUGAGUAAAUGCGAAUUAGUAUUUAUUAUAAGGUUGGCAUAAAUUCAAAUAUUUUUCAUGGUUACCUUCCAGGUCAAACUAAUGAUGCUUUUUAACAUUAGAAGCUUUUACUUUUAUUAUGUAAAGAGACCCAUUGUUAACAUGUGUGGGUUUAAUAUACAGCAUGUGCCUCACGUUCACCAAUGGCAGAAGUUGAAUCCUUACUGCACUUAUAAACAUACAGUGGCUUGAAAUUCAAAUCUUAACAAACAAAGAAGGAACGCAACAACAAAUAUAAAAAACACUACAACAAAAGGAGAAAACCCAUUUGGGUUUUUCUAUACAACGGAUUUGACUGUCUGCAAGCCUUUGUUUAUUAUUUACUCAGUUGUAUCUUUCUUUUUGCAGCACUUGCUUAGCUGAGCAGAGUAGCCAGCACCAGCGACUAAACCACAGGUGAACUUGUUUCUUUGAAGGUUUGUAUUCCAACAUGUGCUUUAAGUGAUUUUGGCUGAACUGACCAACAAAGCGGUAGCUCUGGUUGCCAGCGUGAUGUUCUCCAUGUGUCAUGUCUGCCUCAUACUGUGUUUACCGUUCUUCUCAUUGCUGUCUUCAACGGCUGCUUGGUGCUUGCAACCUUUUCUGCGUUUUUACUUUAUAAAUAUUUGUUGGAAUGAAAUCUAGCUCCAACAUUCCAGUUAAAUAUCACUGAUGCAGAUAUUAACAUCCCGCUAUCCUGUUUGUAUUGAUUUGUGUUUACCCCUCAUGUUGCAUCUACAAAGCCAAAAUGUGUGAUUACUGAAUUUAGCAAAUGCUAGUCUUCAUACUAAUCUGGUUCAUAGUGUUUGGUGACUACUGUUGAAUUUGAUAUCUAAUACACAUAUAUUCAUAAAUUGUGAGAUAUUAAAAGUAUAUCAGUUGUUAGAUGAUGGUGCCUGUAUUGGCUUUAAUGUUGCUGAUGUACGUCUGGAAGCCUGGUGACCCCAGGUGUCGCUUGAAGGAAUCUGAAUUCUUCCCACUAUAACUCCUGCCUGUGGUUGUUCAUCAUAAAUGUUCAGCAUCAGAACAACAGCCACAUUUUUUUUCUCAAGCUAUUCAUUGACCUGGCAACCAGAGACUGAUCUUCAAUGUUUUGUUUGCUGAAGUUGCCCCAUUCACAUUAAAUGAAUCUGCUGUAUCUGGUUUGACCAGGCCUUAACACGAGGAUUUUCGACUGUCUUCAUCAUUUUUUUUUUUUAAAGUUCAUGAUUCUAUACUGCUUCAAUAGAUGCUGCCUGAGAAAGACGUUCUGUGAAUGUGUUCUGACACAAACCCUUUAAGCAUUUUAAAUACUGUAACAUGACUACAUGCAUAAACAUAGACAUUUGAAUAACAUGUUGUGUAUUUAACAUUCUUGUAAAUAAAGUUCCCCUAUGUUUUGAUUUUGCUCAUACUUCUGCAUACUAGAGUUCCCUUAACUUUAUCUUUUGGUCAUUUGCAAGUGUUUUAUUAAUCUGAAUGGUAUAUGCUCAUGAAUAAACUUUCAUUGGGUUCAUAUUUUA